CCGAAUCGAUGAUCUCGUCAAUGCAUACGUAUGUAGACAACUUCAUCUAACGCGUGAUUACAAAUUAAGAAAAUGUGGCGCUGAUAGUCAGUCCGGUUUUUGAAGAAAUAUGGCGGAUGUCGAGCUGACUAAAGCCUUAAAAGAUUUACCUAAUCGAAUUCAAACCGCCAGCAAAAAGGAGCGGCGAGAGAUUUUACAAAAUGUCGUCGAUGUGUUGUCAAAUCCUGGUAUUAAUGACAAAAUCGUCUGUGGUAUUUGCAAAGUUCUCUCCCUUACUUUGCAUCGAUAUAAAGAUACAGCUUCCCAAUCUUACGUGAAAAAUGUCAUUACAAAAUUAUUGGCAAAGCAACCGGAAGCCACCGUGAAGCAUAUGACAAGUGUUAUUGCAGAACAAGCUACUUGGCAUAAGAAUGUUGUUCCUACUCUGAAUACCGCUUUAACUGCAUAUCUGACAUUAAAAUGGUCGACGCUUGUGAUAUUACACGGAAUCAACAAGAAUUUUGAAAAUUGCACGGAACUGGCAAAACUGAUCGAAGCGCAAGCCAACUUAAGCGCAGCUUCAUUAGCAUCCACGGAUAAAAAGUUGUCUGAUAAAACGUACACGUUGCUCGCGCAUGAAUGGUCAUCCGUUAAAGAUAUUGAAAUUAAAUAUGUGGAGACAUUAGUCAAACUUGAGAUUGGAAAUGGAGUCAUUGUACUUGCGAGCUUGCUCACAAAAUAUUUAGUGAAUACAAAGAAAGGUGAACUUAUAGAACAGUUGAAGAAAAAUGUUAUAGAUACAUUCAUAAAAGUGACCAUCAGUUCAAAGAAGAAACCAGAUCUAUACGUGGUCGAUACUGCGAUACCCCUUCUACGUAGAAUAUCGCACGAAGAAUUUAAGGUACAAUUGCUGCCAGCUUUGCAGAAGGCUAUGUUAAGAAAUCCCGAGAUAAUAAUUGAAUCUGUUGGACAUAUAUUAAGUGGAUUGAGUCUUGAUCUAAGUCAAUAUAGUCAAGAUAUUUGCAAAGGAUUAUUUGCGAAUUUACACUCUAAAGAAGAUCUUGUUAGGGAAGAGGCAGUAGGAGCAUGCCGUAGACUUGCACGACAAUGUUCAGACACAACUGCUUUGGAGAAUUUACUUGCCUCUGUAUUCGCAGUAUUUCAUGGAUCCGAAGGGAAACUAACGGUGGCAACUCAUAAAAUAUCGGUAUUGCAAGGAGCAGGUAAUUUGAGUUACAAUGCAGCUUCAGGAAGCAGCGUACAAAGAUUGGCCGAAACUGCAUGCGAACAUUUCAUAAAGGUUCUUGAAACAGAGGUACAUGAAAAAACGUUGAUUCAUGCUUUGGAAAUGAUGGCACUAUGGUCAAACAAAUUUGCGGACAAUGUACCCCAAAGUGUAAUAGACGCGUUUAAAAAAGGAAUGGCAGCAAAAACUUCUACUGCUGCAGUACGUACCGCUUACAUCAAACUUUUCUUCUCUACUCCAGUAGACUCCUAUUCGGGCACGAUCGCCCCUAUUCUAACGCAAGCGAUAACAAGAGCUAUGCAACAAAGUGCACAGCCUAUGGCAGUAACGGAAGGAUUAGUAGCCUCAUAUUUGUUACUCAAGUUUGUAUUGGCAGACCAAGUGGAAAAUGAUAAACAAACGAUAUUAUGGAAUGUAAUAGACGAACAAAUAUUCUUCUCCGAAAAAUUUUUAACUACGUGCAGUGACGAUACGUUAUACCAUCUCAUGCUAUUAUGCGAGCGUCUUAUUACCGAAUUUGUUGAUAGACUAAAUGAAAAGGCUUUGAAUGGAAUUCAUAGAGCGAUCGUGACAUGUUCAACGGCACCGAAAUCUGCCAUCAGGAAACGUUGCUUUCCAUUGAUCAAAAAAGUUUUGACUACUCUAAGUACGUAUGCACCGGUCGAAGCACUUUUAACAGAAUUUAAUAAAUUCCUUGAAAAUGUCAAAAUCAAAUCCGAAAAUGAUAAAGAUAAUAAAGAUGAUACCAGCGAGAUCACUGGCAGAUGUUUAGCAGAUGGAUUACUCGCUAUAUGUUCUGGAUCAUUUCUAUUUGAAUUACCUGCUAUGCAAUUGACACGAGACGCUUUGAUCCCGGCUCAUCAUCCAGCAAUAUUAAAAGCUGUUCCAAAUUUGUGGUUGAAAAUAGCCAAGAACUUUAAUCUUGUACCGAAGGACUUUCUUAGAACUUAUAGCAACGAAAUAAAAAAGUUACUCAUUCAAAAUUAUAAUCCUAUACCGAGUUACGAGAAUGCGCUCGCCAAAGUACUUCAACUUGCCCCGGAUACUAUUUUGCCCAGUUUAAUUUCGAACGUAACGAAUAAACUAAACGAUUCAGAAAUUCUAAAAGUCACCAAGGACGAAUAUUUCACUUAUCUUACACCCGAAGGCGAACUUUAUGAUAAGAGCGUAUUACCAACCAAUGAUGAAAAUGACAUACUAAAUGCAAUGAAUAUGAAACGAGAAAGUAAAGUCUACUCUUUCAAGGAACAACAAGAGGAAUUACAAUUGAGACGUGAAUUGUAUGAGAAACGUAAGAGAGAGGGAAAGAUAAAGGAGCCGAAGUUGACCCCGAAACAGGAGGAAAUUUUGAAAGGACAAAUUGCAAAGGAAAAUAGUAUUAGAAAGAGAUUGACCGAAUUGAAAUCAAAGAUAGAUCACGCUGUAUCCCUUAUACAUUGCGCGAUACGUGGUAACGGGCAAGAACUUUCUUUGUAUCUGAAAGAUAUAUUAUCUCCUAUAUUAAAAAAUUUAGGAUCGCCAUUGGCAGCACCUGCCAUAUCCGAACUUUACAUCGAGUUGCGAGAAAUCGUACAGAUCGGUACAAGCACGACCUUAGGAAAUUUGAUAGCGCACGUUACCUUAAGACAAUUGCAACCGCAGUGUGAUUUAGAUCCAGCAUGGGAGGAUGAGAAUUUAGACGUGGUCGUUAAAAGAACCUUGAAUUUGAUCCAUGCGAUUACGAUCAAGCAGAAACGUUUGUUUACCGCGCCUGCAUUCUGUUACAUCUUUCCAUUUCUCAAGAAGACGUUAUUAACGUACAAAGACGACGCCAUGAUAGUGCAAGGAUUGCAAAUAAUCCAGGAUCAUGCUAAACAAAGAGGGAACAGUGCCGAUUUGAAAGAUAUGAGACAUCCUAGGCUAUUACCCAGAAAACAAAUAUUUGAUUUGCUUAUAGAACUUAUGAGCAAUACGACUGGAAGAGUACAGUCGCACGCGGUAGCAACGUUGUUAGACGUAGCUCAAUCCGGUAGCGGUCAACCAGGUACAGCUUUGGCAACGAGCGACGACAUAGAUUCGCUAAUCGGUGCAUUACAGAAUGCAUUAUCGGCGGUAAGGGAUGCAGCUUUGAGAGGUCUCACUGUCAUAAGAGAAGCAUUCCCAUCUCAGAAAGAGGAUCCCGUACAAUUCCUUCGUCUUACAAGAAGAAUAUGGAUCGCAAGAUUCGACGUUUGCGGGGAGAACGUAACACUAGCCAACGAACUCUGGAGUGCUGCUAAUUUAGUAGCUCAUGCCGAUAUCCUUUGCGACGAGUUGAUCCAAGAUAUUGCACAUCCGAUUGAACCUGUACAACAAGCUGCGGCAUGCGCUCUGGCCCAAUGUUUGACCAGUAUAUCGCAAUUAACCCCAUCGAUAUUAGACAGACUGUUAGAAUUGUAUCAAGAAAAACUAGCUAUGAUACCGCCAAAACUGAACGAUUUUGGUCGCGUGGUCGAACAACCGAUCGAUACUUGGGCCCCACGUCGUGGUGUAGCACUUGCCCUGACGCAAAUAGCACCGCUAUUAACGUCAGAAACUAUUCAACGUCUCGUACAGUUCUUCGUUUCAACCGGCUUGGGAGAUAGGAACCAAUCGGUUCGUACGGAAAUGUUGAACGCCGCGGUAGCCGCGGUUGAUCUUCAUGGAAAGAAAAAUAUAACUUCCCUUUUACCUGUGUUCGAAGAUUUCAUGGAUAAAGCACCUAAAAUUGGCAGCUUCGAUUCUAUAAAACAAUCUGUGGUUAUUCUAAUGGGUUCGUUGGCGAGACAUUUGGAUAAGGACGAUCCACGUAUCAAGCCAAUCGUUAUGCGUCUAAUCGCAGCUCUUUCAACGCCGUCCCAACAAGUACAGGAAGCAGUGGCUAAUUGUUUGCCACAUCUUGUACCUUCCAUCAAAGAGGAUGCACCAAAAAUCGUUGAUAAUCUUAUGGAUCAGUUGUUAAAAUCCGACAAAUAUGGAGAACGUAAGGGUGCUGCUUAUGGAUUAGCUGGUAUCAUCAAGGGUAUGGGUAUUUUGGCAUUGAAACAAUUAGAUAUCAUGACUACGCUUACCAACGCUAUUCAAGACAAAAAGAACUACAGGCACAGAGAAGGAGCAUUGUUUGCUUUUGAAAUGUUAUGUACUAUGUUGGGUAGAUUAUUCGAACCAUACAUCGUUCACGUAUUACCACACUUAUUAUUAUGCUUUGGAGACUCUAGCCAAUAUGUAAGGGCGGCCACAGAUGAUACGGCUAGAGUAGUUAUGAGUAAACUCUCGGCUCAUGGCGUUAAAUUGGUAUUGCCAAGUUUGUUAGCGGCACUGGAGGAAGAUUCUUGGAGAACCAAAACUGGAUCGGUCGAACUAUUGGGCGCAAUGGCAUACUGUGCGCCAAAACAAUUAAGCAGCUGUUUGCCGAGUAUCGUACCUAAGCUCAUAGAAGUACUCAGCGAUUCCCAUACAAAAGUUCAAGAAGCUGGUGCCGAGGCAUUAAAAGUCAUCGGCAGCGUCAUUCGUAAUCCAGAAAUCCAAGCUAUCGUGCCAGUUUUAUUAAAGGCUUUGCAAGAUCCUUCUCACAAGACGGCAACUUGUUUGCAAACACUUUUGGACACCCAGUUCGUGCAUUUCAUCGAUGCUCCGUCUCUAGCUUUGAUCAUGCCAGUCGUACAGCGAGCCUUUUUGGAUCGUUCGACUGAGACGAGAAAAAUGGCUGCACAGAUAAUCGGUAACAUGUAUUCUCUAACCGAUCAAAAAGAUUUGACUCCUUAUUUGCCAACCAUCAUACCUGGCCUGAAAACGAGCUUGUUGGAUCCCGUACCUGAGGUACGUAGUGUAUCGGCUAGAGCUUUAGGUGCUAUGGUUCGUGGAAUGGGAGAGUCCAGCUUCGAAGAUUUAUUACCGUGGUUGAUGCAAACGUUAACUUCAGAAACAAGUAGCGUAGAUAGAUCUGGAGCUGCCCAAGGACUUUCCGAGGUAGUCCGCGGUUUGGGCGUAGAAAAAUUGCACAAAUUGAUGCCUGAAAUUAUCUCGACUGCCGAAAGAACGGACAUAGCUCCACACGUUAAAGAUGGUUACAUCAUGAUGUUCAUUUACAUGCCAAGUGCAUUUACUACCGAAUUCACGCCUUACAUAGGACAAAUUAUAAAUCCGAUAUUGAAAGCCCUUGCCGACGAGAACGAGUACGUACGUGAGACUGCAUUAAGGGCUGGCCAAAGAAUCGUUACCUUGUAUGCGGACUCAGCGAUUAUGUUACUUUUACCUGAAUUGGAAAAGGGUCUUUUUGACGAUAAUUGGCGUAUCAGAUAUUCGUCCGUGCAAUUGCUCGGUGAUCUUUUGUACAGAAUAUCUGGUGUAUCUGGAAAGAUGUCAACCGAGACAGCGAGUGAAGAUGAUAAUUUUGGAACGGAACAAUCUCACUUAGCUAUCAUCAAUGCUUUAGGCGCGGAAAGACGUAACCGAGUUUUAGCUGGCCUUUACAUGGGUAGAUCCGACGUAGCUUUGAUGGUACGUCAAGCUGCUCUUCACGUUUGGAAGGUAGUUGUAACGAAUACACCGAGGACAUUAAGAGAAAUAUUACCAACUCUAUUUACCCUUUUACUUGGAUGUUUGGCAAGCACGAGUUACGAUAAGAGACAAGUGGCCGCACGAACUUUGGGUGAUCUUGUCAGAAAAUUGGGAGAGAGAGUGCUUCCAGAAAUUAUACCGAUUUUGGAGAAGGGUCUUCAGAGUGAACAAGCCGAUCAACGGCAAGGUGUUUGUAUCGGUCUUUCCGAGAUCAUGGCGAGUACGAACAAAGAUAUGGUCCUGACGUUUGUCAUCAGUCUGGUACCCACUGUUAGAAAAGCUUUGUGCGAUCCAUUGCCCGAAGUUCGGCAAGCGGCAGCGAAAACUUUCGACGGAUUACAUUCAACAGUUGGCGUUCGAGCCUUAGACGAUAUACUUCCGGCUAUGUUAACUCAACUAAAUUCACCGGAUCAAGCCGAAGCUGAAAACACAUUGGAUGGUUUACGCCAAGUAAUGGCGAUUAAAUCACGCGUCGUAUUACCUUAUUUAGUACCUCAGUUAACAACUCCGCCGGUUAAUACGAAAGCACUGUCGAUCUUAGCCAGUGUCGCUGGAGAAGCAUUAACGAGAUUUCUACACAAGAUCUUACCAGCUCUAUUGACCGCCCUUUCUAGCGCUCAAGGAACUCCAAACGAAGUUCAAGAAUUAGAGUACUGUCAAGCGGUUAUUCUAUCCGUUACGGACGAAGUUGGUGUUAGAACGGUCAUGGAUCAACUAAUGGAAGCUACUAGAUCGGAGGAUGCAUCGAGACGACGAAGCGCAGCGACCUUGCUCUGUGCCUUUUGUCGUGACACCAGAGCCGAUUAUAGCCAAUAUGUACCUCAACUUUUGCGCGGGCUUAUUCAUCUCUUUACCGACGAAGAUAAGGACGUAUUGCAAAUGAGCUGGGAAGCUCUUACCGCGGUCACCAAGACAUUGGCGUCCGAUCAACAAAUCGCUCACGUGCAGGACAUCAGACAAGCCGUUCGCUUUGCUGUAUCCGAUUUGAAAGGACAAGAACUAUUACCUGGAUUUUGUUUACCUAAAGGUAUCACACCGAUACUUCCUAUAUUCAGAGAAGCAAUAUUGAAUGGUUUACCCGAGGCAAAGGAACAGGCUGCUCAAGGAUUAGGAGAAGUCAUUAAGUUGACCAGCGCUUGCGCGCUUCAACCAAGCGUUGUACAUAUCACUGGUCCAUUGAUUAGAAUACUUGGUGAUCGUUUCAAUUGGAGCGUGAAAGCUGCAGUACUCGAGACGCUCGCUAUUUUACUUGGCAAGGUCGGUGUCAUGCUCAAGCAAUUUUUACCUCAACUGCAAACAACAUUCUUGAGAGCAUUGAACGACAGCAAUCGUCAAGUGAGGUUAAAGGCAGCAUAUGCUUUGAGCAAUCUGAUCGUUAUACAUACUCGAGUGGAUCCAUUGUUCACUGAACUUCAUACCGGCAUUAAAACCGGCGAUGAUCCGGCUAUAAGAGAAACUAUGUUGCAAGCGUUACGCGGUGUUCUCACACCUGCCGGUGAUAAAAUGACAGAACCAAUGAAGAAACAAGUAUUCGUUACGUUGAACAGCAUGCUUGGUCAUCCAGAGGAUGUUACUAGAAACGCUGUGGCCGGUUGUUUCGGUGCUUUAUUAAGAUGGUUGAGUUCGGAACAGCUUGCUAUCGCAUUUAAUGAUAAUCUAUUGUGUAACGACGUCAAUGUUGAUUGGAUGCUGAGACACGGACGUUCAGCCGCACUUUUCGUCGCACUAAAAGAAUCACCUAGCACUGUGUAUAACGCUAAAGAGAAGGAUCGCGUUUGUACAGUAAUUUUAUCUUAUUUAGCAGCGGACCGAGUGCAAAUAGUAAUGAACGGUGUUAGAGCUUGCGGUUAUUUGUUCCAAUAUCUAAUGAACGAAAGCCAAUCUAUACCACAACAAAUUCUUUCUCCGUUCGUCAGAUCAAUGAACAACAACAGUAACGACGUGAAACAAUUACUCGCCAGAGUUUGCAUUCACUUGGCACGAAAUAUAUCACCCGAGAAAAUGUCCUCAGAAUUGUUGAAAGCUUUGUUACCGAUGUUGGUUAACGGGACGAAAGAAAAAAAUGGUUACGUCAAAGCCAACAGCGAACUUGCUCUGAUCGCGGUACUUCGAUUGAGACAAGGAGAAGAAGAACAUCAGAGAUGCAUGGCUUUCUUGGACGCUGGUGCAAGAGAGUCAUUGUCGGACGUUGUCAGCAAAGUACUACGCAAGGUUUUAUCCCAGCCAGAAGGCAAGAUAGAAGAAUUAGAUGAUACGUUACUCACGUGAGAGAUAUUUUACUUCCCGGAGCUUUAUACUCGCUACAUCCGUUCCAAUAAUUGUAUUAUCGAUCAAUAUUCACCCAUAUCCUGCGAGCAUUGCUGGCAGCAAAAACAACAACAACAACAACAACAACAAUGGCGGCAGUGGCAGCAACGACAACAUCAAAAGCAACAGAAACAGCAGCAGUACAAUCAUUAUUGCUCAUACGUUAGUCACAUUAUAAAAAAUGUAGUUCGUGUAAUAUCAUAUCGAUAAACGAUCUAAUGGUAUUCUGUAUGCCGAUCGUUUGAUGGUAAUAAUAAUAAUGAUGAAGGUGAUGCUGAUGCCGACAACGAUGAUGAUGAUAAUGAUGAUGACGAUGAUGAUGAUGAUGAUGAUGAUGAUGGUGAUGAUGAUGAUGAUGAUGGUGAUGAUGAACAUGAUGAUGAUGAUGAUGACGAUAAUAAUGAUGAUAGUAAUGAUGAUGAUCAUGUUGAUGGCAUUAAAGUUACUUAAGUUGAAAUCUGUCGAGUAUCAUGAAAUUUUGAAAGAUCAAUCGAUUAGGAAGAAUUCGAAACAUAACGACGAUAAUAAAAUUUCAAUUCUACAAGAAGAAAUUGUAUCGAGGUGGCGACAGCUCGAUCAUAUUAUUAUUAUUCUCUUUGAUUGUAGUAAAACGAUGGAAGUCAGAAUUUGGUUGAGUUGUAAAGAUUUAUCGAAACACAAUAAUAAUAUUAAUAAUAUUAAUAUUAAUAAUAAUAAUAAUAAUAAUAACAAUAAUAAAAAAAAAGUAUGUACACGACAUGCUGAUCUUAAAGGCUUCUUUCCUUCUGGUAUAAAAAUAAAAAGGCCGUCGUCGAUUUUUGUGAAUUAUAUCAACUAUAAAUAAUCAUACGGCGUGUCUCAUAUAUUAUACUGUGAGACAAGGAAAUAACGAGAAUGAUAUAACAGUGUAAUAAUAAACUAAGUACAAGUGUGUCUCUGUCUCUGUCUUCCAAAGAGAAGAGAUAGAGAAAAAGAAAAAGAGAGAGAAAGAGAAAGAAAGAGAAAUGGACGUAAGAAAAAGUGUGUUCUAUCAUUUUUUCGACGAUCGACGAAAGAAAAUGAAAACGAAAAAGGAAAAAAAGAGAAAGAACAAUACAUGUAUAGUUUGCAUUUCCAUAUAUUAACAAUAAUAAUUUUGAAUAAUCGUUACGUCGACUUUAACCGUAACGUAACGUAAAGUAACGUAACGAACAGCGAUGCUUCCUGGUUUGUCACAUUCUACACGUUCGCUUGCUCGAAAUCAUCUUAUUAAAAUCAAUGUCUUCUUUUGUCCCUCCAUCUUUUUUUAUUUUUUUUUUUUUUUAUUUAUUUAUUUUUUUUUUUUUUAAUUAUUCUUCCAGAAAAGAAAAAAAGCAGAAACAGGUUUCACAUUAUAUUGUUUUAUUUUUCGAAAAAGAAAAAAUAUAUAUUAUUUUAUAUAUAUAUAUAUUUAUUUAUAUAUACAUAUUAUAUAUAUAAUAAUAUAUAUAAUAUAUAUAAUAUAAAUAUAUACGUAUAUAAUAUAUAUAAUAUAUAUUAUAUAUAUAUAUAUUAUAUACGUAUAUGAUAUGUAUAUAUAUAUAUGUGUGUGUGUGUAUGUAUACGACAAUCAUACAUUUACGCAAAUUUUGUACUUUUAUAUUAAUAUCAGUUCGACUUCAUUGGAAAGAAAGAGAUUUGAUGAAAUGAGAUUAUUGAAGAGGGUUAAUGGACUAGAAGGGAAAUUUUAACGUCAACGUGAAUCGAUAACAUAUUUUUAUAAAUUUGCACUACGUUUUUCUGAUAUCAUUUUUACGCAAAAAUAAUAAUAAUAAUAAAGACAUUUCUCUUAAGCUUUCAUUUUGCUUUGAGAAAAAAAAACGGAUAAGAACGAAGACAAGAAUAAAGAAUAAAAAUAAAUAAAUAAACAUAAAAGAAAAAAACAAAAUCAUUCUAUGCACAAUCGAGCGAUCGACGAAUUACGUGACGGACCAGAAGUAGUGACGCUCUCUUUUUCUUUCUUUUUUUUUCUUUCUUGUUCUGUGUAUUUUAGAAAAGAAAGGAUAUACUCUCGAAGAGAGCGACCUAGUCGCAUAUCCUAAUCGUUCCUAAUCAAUACAAAAUCCGCUCAAGCCCCGGGAUUUAUUCUCUUCCAACGUGUCAUGUAUCAUAAAUUAUACACAUACGCAAAUGCGUUACAAAAAAGGAAUCUAUAUAUACAUGCAUAUAUAUAUAGUAUGUGUAUAUAUAUAUAUAUGUGUAUAUCAAAUAUAAGUUUCUCGCUCGUUAUCCUUUCGUGGAAAUUCGCAAUAAUUUUGUUUCCUUUUUCUUUUCUUUUUUUUCUUUUCUUUUCUUUUUUUUUUUUUUUUUAAUUUUUUUGCACAGACAGACAUAUAAAUAAGUCGUUUAAUUUGUUAGAAACAAAAUCUAUUUUUCUGCCUUUUUUCUUCUUUGUUUAUUUUCUUUUUUUUUAUUAUUUUCCUUUUUUCUCUUUUUUUUUUUUUUUUUUAAAAUUUUCUUGUUUCAUUCUGUCUACCCUUUUUUUAAGACUGACGACCUCGCGUUCGUAUCAUCCAAGACUCGUUUAGAAUUUAACUUUUUUACUGCCACGUUUUACUACGUAUAUCAAAGAAUAGAUUUUUCUAUGAUUUUAACGAAAUUGAAAAAUAUUAAUAAUAUGAUAACAGGGAUAAAUAGUAUAUUUGUUAAUAGUUAUUACUUUGAUCGCUAUUUAAAUUUAUUAAUUUUCAUUUUAAUAUCACGUAUAAUAAAUUUUUCAAGAUAUUUGAGCGUUAGUAAAUUUAAUAAUUAUUAAUAUUAAUAUAAUACAUAUAUUAAUAAUUAUAAAUUUAAUAGAUUUAAACGCACUUUCGAUCAGUGGGUAAAAUAAUUUUUCAACGAGAGUAACUGCAUUACCGACCUCUAUUCUAAAUAUUUUCGAACCUUUUCUGAAAAACCUAUUUUAUCGACUGACAUCACUUUUAUUCAAAAGAAAAAAAGACUUCAAAAUAUUUGAUACCUUUACAUUCAUAAUAUUAAUAAUUAUAUACCGUUUACCCUAAUAUUUUUUAUUUUCCAUAAGAAACGAAACAACACGAUCGAGAAGCUUGCAAAUCUUUUUUCUUCCCUUUGUUUGUUUUAUAUUUUUUGUUUGUUUUGUUCAUUCCUACUACGUUUAUACAUAAAAACGGUCCUACCGAUAUAUACGAAAUUUAAUUAUUUCUCACACUCACGACGAAAGAGACUUUUAAAUUUGUUAGAAUUGUGUAUGCACGAAUGUAUGUAUGUAAUAAGGAUUAACUGGAAAAUAGAGAAACAUGCGUAAGAAAAAAAGAAAAACAAAAA
Vespula vulgaris is the source of this 11371-nucleotide messenger RNA. RefSeq names its product eIF-2-alpha kinase activator GCN1 (gene l(3)80Fj). Gene Ontology annotation, molecular function: protein kinase regulator activity. The coding region runs from base 110 to 8050 and encodes 2646 amino acids. Gene Ontology annotation, biological process: cellular response to amino acid starvation; regulation of translation. The record is from RefSeq and is a predicted model, not a curated record. The transcript has 13 exons. Lineage: Eukaryota; Metazoa; Arthropoda; Insecta; Hymenoptera; Vespidae. Gene Ontology annotation, cellular component: cytosol.